Lemur catta (Ring-tailed lemur) is the source of this 476-nucleotide messenger RNA. Its product is annotated as cytochrome c oxidase subunit 6C. Bases 134 to 361 code for a protein of 75 amino acids. Gene Ontology annotation, biological process: mitochondrial electron transport, cytochrome c to oxygen. The record is from RefSeq and is a predicted model, not a curated record. The transcript is spliced from 4 exons. NCBI's taxonomy places the organism in Eukaryota, Metazoa, Chordata, Mammalia, Primates, Lemuridae.
CUCUUCGGCUGCCGUCGCCGCGUCUUCCGGGCGUGCUCAUUGCGCGCCUGCGCGCUGCAGAGUGCAGUUCGUUUCUCCCUCAGCCAGGAAGGACGUGCUGAGGUUGGCAUACCCAUCGAGGACAGUAACUACCAUGGCAUCCAGCGCUUUGGCGAAACCUCAGAUGCGUGGCCUCCUGGCCAAGCGUCUGCGCUUUCAUAUUGUUGGAGCAGUCAUUGUAGCCCUGGGGGCUGCAGCUUUGUAUAAGUUUGGUGUGGCUGAACCAAGAAAGAAGGCAUAUGCAGAUUUCUACAGAAAUUAUGAUUCUAUGAAAGAUUUUGAGGAGAUGAGGAAGGCUGGCGUCUUUCAGAGUGCAAAGUGAUUUUGGAACAUAAAAGAAUUACAUAGAAGUUUGUCACAACCUGUGUUCCUGAGCUAUGAAUAUGUGGGCUGGAAUAGUUUCUCUUGGUAAAUAAACCAUUAACAAAUACUGUGAA